Molecule: messenger RNA, 1110 nt
Organism: Benincasa hispida (wax gourd)
Lineage: Eukaryota; Viridiplantae; Streptophyta; Magnoliopsida; Cucurbitales; Cucurbitaceae
Product: GDSL-like Lipase/Acylhydrolase superfamily protein
Molecular function (GO): hydrolase activity, acting on ester bonds
Source: RefSeq, a predicted model, not a curated record
AUGAUCACUGAACAAUGUCGGUUUGCCAUGGCCACCGUUCUCAUCGUCGUACUCAUAUUCCUCAAAUGUUCGAAGGAGAUGGUUGUAGCGGAAAAUUACAGGGUUUCGGCGGUUUUCGUGUUUGGGGAUUCUCUUGUGGAUGUUGGCAACAAUAAUUUUCUUCACUCAGCUGCAAGAGCAAAUUAUUAUCCUUAUGGGAUUGAUUAUGAUGGUGGUCCUACUGGGAGAUUCUCUAAUGGACGAACAGUUAUAGAUAUGUUUGUGGACAUGCUUGGAAUUCCCAACGCUCCAGAAUUUGCAAAUCCGGACACUUCCGGGGACAGAAUAUAUAACGGCGUCAACUAUGCUUCGGCGGCUGCCGGCAUACUCGACGAGACUGGCAGACACUACGGAGAUAGGUACAGUCUGAGCGAACAAGUGGUGAAUUUCGAAAGCACUCUAAAUGAGUUGAGGAGAUCGAUGGGGAGUUGGAAUCUUACUCGUUACUUAUCAAAAUCCAUAGCUUUUUUGGCGUUUGGAAGCAACGAUUACAUAAACAACUACUUGUUGCCAAAUCUGUACACUUCUAGAUUCAGAUACACCUCUAAACAAUUUGCCAACCUUCUCCUAAACCGCUACACUCGACAGCUUCUCGCACUGCAAAGCGUAGGGUUGAGAAAGUUUGUGGUGGCCGGUGUAGGGCCGUUGGGUUGCAUCCCAAACCAGAGGGCAACCGGCGUUGCCAUUCCAGGGCGGUGCGUCGAUAGUGUGAACGAGAUGCUUGGAGCUUUUAAUGAAGGGCUGAGAUCGCUAGUAAUUCAGCUGAAUAGCCAGCAUCCUGAUUCCACCUUUGUGUAUACAAAUAUCUAUGGCAUUUUUGGCGACAUAUUGAACAACCCCGAAACCUACGGGUUUAGAGUGGUGGACACAGCGUGCUGUGGAGUAGGUCUAAACAGAGGCCAAAUCACAUGUUUACCGCUCCAAUUUCCAUGCCUUAACCGAAAGGAGUACGUGUUUUGGGAUGCCUUUCACCCAACUGAAGCUGCCUCUGCCAUUCUUGCCGGCCGAGCUUUCCGAGGUCCGCCCUCCGAUUCUUAUCCCAUCAAUGUCCAACAGCUGGCCCUCAUCUGA